Oryza sativa Japonica Group (Japanese rice) is the source of this 2304-nucleotide messenger RNA. RefSeq names its product protein ALP1-like. NCBI's taxonomy places the organism in Eukaryota, Viridiplantae, Streptophyta, Magnoliopsida, Poales, Poaceae. The record is from RefSeq and is a predicted model, not a curated record.
AGCGCGUUAACCCUAUCUGUCGCUCUCACUUCACUCGGUCUCUCUCACACACUUCACUCUCUCUCUCCUGUACUACUCGCUCCCCUCAUCCGGCGCAAGUGAACGCGGGCGGCGGCGCCUCCCUCGGCUGCCGCCGAGCGAGCUCCCGAGGCCGGCGCGCGCGAGCUCACGCGGCCGCCGCCUCUGCCGCGAGCGCGGCCGCUGCCUCUGCCGUGAGCGCGGCCGCGCGUCAAGCUCAGUCCGACGACGCCGAGCGACAGCUCCCGUGGCCGCCGCCUCCGCGAGCUCCCGAGGCCGCCGCACGUGAGCUCCCCGGGCUGCCGCCUCUGCCGUUCACGCGUCCGCCGCCGCCUCCGCGAGCUCCCGAGGCCGCCGCACGUGAGCUCCCCGGGCUGCCGCCUCUGCCGUUCACGCGUCCGCCGCCGCCUCCGCGAGCUCCCGAGGCCGCCGCACGUGAGCUCCCGCGGCUGCCGCCUCUGCCACCGCCGCGCGCAAGCUCACGCCGCUGCCCCACGCUAGCCGCCGCUCGUAGCUCUUCAGCCAUGGCCGGCCACGACGACGACAUGUUUGAUUUUUUCUCCCAAUCACAAGCACAUCACGAAGCCGCCUCCGUUGACGCCGACGAGUACAGAUUUAGCCAAGCUUCCUCAGGCCAUGGCGGAUCUGGUGCAGGCUACCAUUUUCCAGGGAGGGGAUCGGCGGGCCUGGAUCUGAACUCCCAAGUAGAAGACUUCCCCGAUUUCGGCUCCUACCAGCAGAUCCUGCAAGAAGAUGGUGGAGGAAUACCUCCACUCUUCCAAGCCACCAGAUCCGACGUCGCCCCGUCGCGCCGUCCAGUACCUGGUUCCAGGGGCGGCAGAAGAGGUGGCAGAAGCCGAGGUCGAGGCCGCGGAAGGGAUGGCACCAUUGGUGCCGCCGCCGGCAAUCGGAUGAGGGGAUUCGUUCCCAUGGUGAGGGUGUUGUGGGCUGUGGGAGCUCCAUGUCCCACGGUGCGGGUGUCAUCGGCCGUGGGAGCUCCAUGUCCCACGGUGCGGGUGUCAUCGGCCGUGGGAGCUCCAUGUCACACAGUGCUACGGGGUAUGGGGGCUUCGGUGGAGGAGGAUGGGAUGCUGGGACGUCCUCUACCCCAACCGAAGCUGCCGAAGAGGAGGACUACAACGUUGAGGACGAUGAUGAAGACGACAACGAUGGUCAGCACACGGAUAAAAUUCCUUAUGACAAGGCUUGUUGGACAGAAGAAAAUACUUUUAUGUUGUGUGUAGUAGCCUGUGAGGAAAUAAGGAAUGGAAAUUGUCCCCAAGGAGGAUGGACAACUAGGGGAUACAAGAACUUGAAGGAAAAAUUCUUCCUAAGAGCUAAAAUGAAGCAUUCAACAAAACAAUUGAAGAACAGAUUUCUUCAACUAAAGAAUAUAUAUCUUGCUUGGGUAUGGCUGAAUAAACAGACUGGAUGUGGUAGAGGACCAAAUAAUGAAGUUACUAAUGCAGAUGAUGCUUGGUGGAGAAGAAAAGUGAAGGAGAAGCCGUGGGCCAAGAAAUUUAGAUUUGGCAAUCCUGAGUACUUAGACAUGCUCAUAGAGAUGUACCAAGGUGUAGCAGUAGAUGGAUCCUCUGCCUAUAUCCGUGGACAUGAAGAAGAGGAAGAGGGAGAUGAUGCAACACUUGAGGGUCUAGCUAUAGGGGCUGAGGGAGUAAGGGGGGCAGCAGUACAGGAAGGAGGUGAGGAUGGUUUUGGGAACAGCCCCAUGAGCACAAGCAGCAGAAAAAGGGGGAGCAACACUUGUGAUCAGUCCACAGCAUCAAGUCCUGGAAAGAAAAGCAAGAGUCCAGUGGUUAAGCUUAUGAGGGGGUUGUUACACACUUUCAGCAGUGACAAUGAAAAGGCAAAUCAGCUGAUGAGUGAGCUUGUGAAUGCAGAGAAGCAAAAGGAGAACGUCACAGAGAAGCAAAAGGAGAUUCUCAAGCAAGAAUUGCUGCAUUGUCAAAGGUUGGUUGUCGAGUGUGGGGCAGCAGAGGACAGUGCGGAGUACUUCUGUGCAACACAGUUGUUUAGGGAUGAAAACAACAGAAUGAUGUUUCAAAACAUUAGCAGCCCUGAGGCUAGGUUGAUGUGGUUGAAGAGGUGGUGUCGGUAGAAGAAGUUGUACUAGGCAGCACUUGACAUGUGGCCCUUUUGUUCCACUUAAGUUGCAUUUAGCUUGCAUUUAGGCAGUGAACUUGCAUUUAAAUUAUUGUGUAAUAGACCUCUGUGUGCUAAUGCUUGUAAUGAACUUGUGUUGAUCCCUAUGCUGACCAUGUGCUUAAA